ACUUCAAGUAGGUAUGAAGAAUUGAAUUUUCUAACCCUACUUAUUCAUGAUGUCGAAUUUAAGAAAAAUAACAAUUUCAAAUAGUGAAAAGAAGUUUUUGAUAAAAAAUCUCGCAGAAUGGACUAGGUUAGAUGGUAGGGCUUUUGACGAGUUUAGAGAAGUGGAGAUAGAAUUCGGAAAGGAUUGGGGCUGUUGCUAUGUAUCUCUUGGUAAAACAAGAGUUCUAGCCCAAGUUUCAUCUGAAAUUCAACAACCAAAGUCUUCAAGACCAAGUGAAGGCAUUCUGAACAUAAACCUGGAGCUCAACCCAAUAGCAGCACCAAAUUUCGAAGCAGGCCGACAGUCAGAAUUAGCUGUACAACUAAACAGACUAUUGGAAAAAUGUCUGAAAGAUUCCAAAGCCAUAGACCUGGAGUCUCUCUGUAUAAAAAUGAAUGAAAGAGUCUGGGCAAUCAGAGUAGAUGUGAAUGUUCUAAAUCAUGAAGGUAACAUUCUGGAUUGUGCUUCUAUUGCAGCUUUAGCAGCAUUGGCACAUUUUCGUAGGCCAGAUGUAACUAGUGAUGGUGAAGAAUUUAUUAUUCAUAGUUAUAAGCAGAGAGAUCCCAUUGGUAUGGUUAUACACCAUUACCCAGUUUGCAUUACUUAUUCUGUAUUCAGUGGAGGGGCCUAUAUUCUGGCUGACCCCACUUUACUAGAAGAAGGUGUAGCAGAUGCCUUUUUGUCCAUAGGUGUGAAUGCCUACAAAGAGCUGUGUGGUCUUCAUCUAGGAGGGAAAGCUGAUUUGAGUCCUGAUUUGAUUAUAAAAACUGGGAAUAAGGCUGCUACUAGAGCAGCCAUAGUUGUUCAGCAAAUAAAAGAUGCAAUCGAGAAGGACAAUCAAAAAAGAUCAAAUAAGGAUGAACAAGGUUUCCAUAAAACUAUUCUAGAGGAUAUUGAAAUACCCUUGGAAGAUUUGAGUAUAUGCUUAGAUCAGUGGUCAAGUAAAGGCAAAAAGAAUAAAAAGAAGAAAAAUAAGACUGAAAAAAAUAAACCCCAAGAAAAAAUUGUAACUUCUGAGGACAAUGAACCAAGAAGUGAAGUUGAAUCUCUGGGUAAAGGAAUUGCUGCUUUAAUCCCUAAAGAUGAAGGCAUUGCACAAUGGGAAGUGAGUGGCAGUGAAAGUGAAAAUGAUGAUGUUGUUUAUGUAGAAACACCCAAGCCACUUGUGAAUUUGGUUUUUGAGGAUACUGACAGUGAAGAAGAUGCAGUGAUAGUUUUGAAUGCAGACCAGAAGACCAAUAAGAAAAAGAAAAUGAAGAAAUGAUGAAACACCUAAUUUUUUUAUUUUUAAUUAUAAAAUGAUAAUUCUGAUUUCAUACAAAAAAUAUUCAAAAAUGAUAAAAUAGUUAUAAUACAUAAACAAAACCC
Messenger RNA from Phaedon cochleariae (mustard beetle), 1407 nucleotides. The record is from the annotation of a GenBank genome assembly. NCBI's taxonomy places the organism in Eukaryota, Metazoa, Arthropoda, Insecta, Coleoptera, Chrysomelidae.